GCCAAAAAUUCGGAUAUUGAUCCUCGUUGUAGUAAGAUAGGGAUGCAUUUCUUUCAGUCGUCAAAUAUCUGAAUCCCUCUCUCUCUCUCUCUCUCUCUCUAUUUUGAUUUCUUUUCCCUAUAUGAAAGAUUGGCGUUGCGAAUUGGGGUAUAUGGGUUUCGAUCUUGACACAUUUGUAGGUAUGGUUGUGAUUUGUAUCAUUAGCUCUCACGAUGGUAGUCGCUGCAGUAACGGAAAGAUCCGAGCUUUUGCGUUCAGUGCGCCCGUUUGCUUAAUUUGUGCGAGGAGCUGCAUACUGGGAUAUUAAUGAAAGACAUGCUGGAAGGUUGGGCAGUUUUAAUAAUAAAAACUUGAUGGCUACUGACUCAAAGUGCUUGCGUGUCAAGUUAGUACUGUUGGGUGAUUCUGGUGUUGGUAAAAGCUGCAUAGUCCUUCGGUUUGUUCGUGGCCAUUUUGAACCUACUUCAAAGGUAACUGUUGGUGCUUCCUUCUUAUCUCAAACAUUGGCCUUGCAAGACUCCACAUCGAUGAAGUUUGAAAUAUGGGAUACAGCAGGACAGGAGAGGUAUGCUUCACUGGCCCCUCUUUACUACCGAGGAGCAGCUGUUGCACUUGUGGUAUAUGACAUAACAAGUCUAGAAACAUUCAGAAAAGCACAGUACUGGGUUAAGGAACUUCAGAAGCAUGCAAGUCCUGGUAUCAUCAUGGCUUUGGUUGGUAAUAAGGCCGAUCUGCAUGAGAGUAGGGCUGUAUCGUUCCAGGAUGCUAUGGAAUAUGCUGAGAAGAAUGGUAUGUUCUUCAUUGAGACAUCAGCAAAGACAGCUGACAAUAUCAAUCAACUCUUUGAGGUUUUGAUUGAAGCUUAAAGUUGAAGCAUGUACAGUGAGCUGACCGAAUCAGGGGUGGUCUCCUGUGGUGGCUCUAAUCCCAAAGGAGCUAUACUGGGCCAAACCCAGCGAGAUCCAACAUCUCAGCAAUAUGCAUCUGCACAGUUAUUUGCUGUGAGCAACAUUCCUUGUUAUUUCAGGAGAUUGCAAGGAGGAUUCUUCGGACAUCUUCCUAACCAUUAUGUGGAUCCGACUCACAUGAGAUUAACUAUUGCUGUGUAAAAUCAUAGUAUAUUUGUUUCUAAUAUUGAUUAUACUUGCGUGGCAUUACUUUACAACUACUAUCAUACAUUUCUUUUAUAAUUUUU
Molecule: messenger RNA, 1195 nt
Organism: Musa acuminata AAA Group (dessert banana)
Lineage: Eukaryota; Viridiplantae; Streptophyta; Magnoliopsida; Zingiberales; Musaceae
Product: ras-related protein RABF1
Exons: 10
Coding region: 354-866 (170 amino acids)
Cellular component (GO): endosome; Golgi apparatus
Molecular function (GO): GTPase activity; GTP binding
Source: RefSeq, a predicted model, not a curated record